Molecule: messenger RNA, 1503 nt
Organism: Porites evermanni
Lineage: Eukaryota; Metazoa; Cnidaria; Anthozoa; Scleractinia; Poritidae
Source: the annotation of a GenBank genome assembly
UUCCCAGGUGCAAGUAAAUGUCAAGUUGGAGAUUGCCGUAAGACGCUGACCACAUAUCAUAAAUACUGGGGUUGUGAAGACGGGCACAAGACCUGCCAUCCCUGUUAUUGGGAUCUUAUUGAAGAAAGAGGAGAAGAUGACGACAGAAAGAUAGACUGCCCAUCCUGUGGUAAACACCUUAAGCAAAUCAAACCGAUUUUACCUGAAGAACACGCUUUCAUUUAUGUCGAUGACUCCAACAUGUGGAUCGAAGGGAAAAAGCUUGCUGCUAAACAGGCGAAUUUAAAAUGUGUGGAGGAUCCAAGGCUGCGCUUGGACAUAGGUAAGGUAACUGAUGUAGUCGCGAGUGGCAGAGAUGUUGCUUGGGGAAUUCUCUACGGAUCAGAACCUCCACCAAUCGACUCUGUCUGGAACAAAAUACGAGAACGUGGGUGGCAAGUAGUAACAUCUAAAAGAAGUGCUUUUACGAACAAGGAGAAGCAGGUGGAUCACCAGAUGGUAACGCACAUCACCGCGCUGGUAUCGGAUAGAAGCGUUGCAAAGGGAAAAAUUGUCCUUGUUAGUGGAGAUGCAGAUGUCGUCCCAGCAGUAAAAGAGGGAAUAAUCAACAACUGGUCUUUUGAGAUAUGGAUGUGGGCAAGUGGCAUCUCGAAGGCGUUAAGGACCCUUAAAGACGAAAACCCAGAAUUACUGUCAAUUUAUGAACUAGACUCCCACUUAGAAGAUAUCUCUUUUACCAAUUUCAAAUUUAGUGUAAAGCAAGUUUCUUCAAAAUUGAGCAAUCGUUCCGCAGUAAUAAAGAAUUUCAAAGUAACUGAGGGAUGGGAAAAGAAACUAACUGAAAAGCUAGGAUGGCCGUUUCAGUUUUGUUGGAUAGGACCAGAGACUCUAACAGAUGUGAAGGAGUAUAAAGACAUUCUCCUUAUUUUCCAGAGUCAUGUGAAGCCAAAAGAUGGCAAAGCAUUUUCAGAUCAUUUUGAAGAAAUAUUUCAAAAUCUGCAAAAAAAAUACCCCGGAAAGGUGGUAAAUUAUCCAGUCUAUCGCAGAGAGUAUGCUAAAGACGAAGAGAUAUGUCUGACAAAUAGGUAUGGGGUGUUAUCAAAUGUAGAUGAGGAGCUCAGCGCCUCUGACCAGUCAGACUUGGAAGAGGGAGGUGGAGAACGGAGCCGCCCAGGCAGCGGUAAAAAUUCCACCACAAAUGAUCGUGACCCUUCCGAGGCCGAGGAAUUUCAACUCGUUCAGGGUAAACAGCGUAGGCGAGCUCAACAGUAUUCUGAACUUUGUAAAUAUCGCUCCAAAUGUUCAAAAGGUUUGAAAUGUACGCAUGGCCACACUGAAGCCGAAAAGGAGUUCUUUAGAAACCCUAAGAAACACUUGGAAUGCAAUUUCAAGAGGAAUUGCAAGUAUGGGUCUCAGUGUAAAUUUGCCCACUCUAGUAAAGACAGUUUUUGUCGCGAAUGCCAUCAGUGGGGACACUUAGAAAGCGACUGUUCGGAAAAUUAA